GCACUUCCUCCUGUCAGACGCUUGCGCACUUGGCCCCACGCUCCUAGAAACAGCAUUGUAUUCAUGAUGGCUGCUGCCUUGGGACGGAAUCUUGUAACAUUGGUCAAGGGUGCGGGUGCUCCCCUGUGGCAGCCCGCGUGCGCCAGGGCCCUCAGUCUCACCGCCUGUCGCAAUGUCCCCGAGGCCCCCCCAGCGCGCGCCGACAGCACCUUCAAGGUUACCAUGGUACCUGGAGAUGGCGUCGGACCCGAGCUCAUGACUGCCGUCAAAGAAGUCUUCAAGGCCGGCGAUGUUCCGGUGGAGUUCGAGGAGUUCCAUCUGAGUGAGGUGCAGCACAUGGACAGUGAGGCUAAACUGGACGAGGUUCUGGCCUCCAUGAAGACCAACAGGGUGGCCAUGAAAGGAAAGAUUCAUACUCCCAUGGAGUUCAAAGGAGAGCUGGCAUCCUUUGAGAUGAAGCUAAGGAGGAAGCUGGACCUGUUUGCCAAUGUGGUUCAUGUGAAGAGUCUGCCGGGGUACAGCACACGCCACAACAACCUGGACAUGGUGGUCAUCCGCGAGCAGACAGAGGGAGAAUACAGCUCUCUGGAGCACGAGAGCGUGCCUGGUGUCAUCGAGUGUCUGAAGAUCAUCACCCGCGUCAAGUCUCGCCGCAUCGCCAAGUUUGCGUUCGACUACGCCACCAAGAAUGGCCGCAGCAAGGUCACAGCCGUGCACAAGGCCAACAUCAUGAAGCUGGGUGACGGCCUGUUCUUGCAGAGCUGUGCUGAGAUCGCAGAGCUGUACCCCAAAAUCAAGUAUGAGAACAUCAUCAUCGACAAUUGCUGCAUGCAGUUGGUGCAGAACCCUUACCAGUUUGAUGUGCUGGUGAUGCCCAAUCUCUAUGGCAACAUCAUCGACAACCUGGCAGCCGGGCUGGUGGGCGGAGCUGGGGUGGUGCCCGGAGAGAGCUACAGCGGAGAGUACGCCGUGUUCGAGACGGGGGCGCGGCACCCUUUUGCCCAGGCCGUGGGCAGGAACAUCGCCAACCCCACCGCCAUGCUCCUGAGUGCUGCCAACAUGCUGCGCCACCUCAAUCUGGAGUAUCACGCCAACAUGGUGUCUGAGGCGGUCAAAAGGGUCAUCAAGCAGGGCAAGGUGCGCACAAGUGACCUGGGAGGUUAUGCCAGCAGCGACGAGUUCACCCGUGCCGUCAUCUCCAACCUCGCCGCCUGAUCCUCUACUGGAUUCUCACCAGCAGACACUCCCUCACACACACACACACACACACACACAGACACACAGUGCCCCUCUUUAAAUGCCCCAGUACAAAAAGCGCACAAAGUUCCGCCAUAACCUCUUAAACAUGUCCAAUAAGUCCUUACGGCUGGACCAACGUCACUCACAUUCCAUACACCUGUAUUCUCUCUGCUGAUGCCAUUGGAUGAGGAACUAAUUUAAAAAAAAAAAAAAGACGUGUCUUUGAGAUGUCUGUGUAUUUAUUCUGCUAUUUAUUUGCUUUUAGAGUUUCUGCCACAUUUAUUCAUUUGUGGAAAUAAAGGAAGCAUCGGAGUCAA
This is a messenger RNA of Clupea harengus (Atlantic herring), 1556 nucleotides long. Its product is annotated as isocitrate dehydrogenase (NAD(+)) 3 non-catalytic subunit beta. Bases 64 to 1215 code for a protein of 383 amino acids. Gene Ontology annotation, biological process: isocitrate metabolic process; tricarboxylic acid cycle. Lineage: Eukaryota; Metazoa; Chordata; Actinopteri; Clupeiformes; Clupeidae. Gene Ontology annotation, molecular function: oxidoreductase activity, acting on the CH-OH group of donors, NAD or NADP as acceptor; NAD binding; magnesium ion binding. Gene Ontology annotation, cellular component: mitochondrion. The transcript has 11 exons. The record is from RefSeq and is a predicted model, not a curated record.